AUGGUUUAUGCCAAUCAGGGAGGCGUCAUGGUCCAGUCAAUCAUCAGUCGUGUGGUCGCACGCGCAGAGCUCCCGCAACAUCCUAUUGCUUCAUUAUGCGCACGGCUUGUACUGUCUGUGACACCUAAACGGCUGAACAAACCAGUCACGUCUCGAGGUCGAAAGUACGGAUAUACUUCGCGUUGUUACGAGCCGAUUAGAUUGCAUGAGGUGCCAAAAGCCCAUGUCAUGCUCAAUGACUCUACGACAAAAAAUGCAUCUUCAGGGCAAACAGAGCGUCGACCGGAUCCAUGUGAGAGGAGCAUUUGCUUUACGGAUUCUCUGAUAACUCUGUACGCUGCCGUUAUGCAGCAGCUGCAUCGGGCAUCAUGUGUCACAGCGUGCUUCCCCACAUCAGCAGCCCUGAUUCGAUCGGAGUUGCUAGCACGCAAAGGCGCUGUACGAGCGCGCAGAGCUGAGCUGCAGUACCUGCGUCCAAGGCUCGCAGUGGGACGCCUCUCGGGUAUCAUGGUCGAGAUGGCUCCUGGCCUCAGCCCCCGCAAACUGGACGGUAGCUCCAAGCCGAACACGGACGCCUUAGGAAUCACAUAUGUCGUCAUUGCCAUAAUUUACACAAUCAUAUUAGCGCUUGAACUCAUCUUGCUAUAUCGGCAUCGCUCGGCUUUCUGCGUAAGAAUUCGAAACGUCAAGAUUGUCUGCGCGGCGGUGUCGACAUUGCAUGUGUAUUUGGUUCUUGUGCUCCUGGUCUAUGCAUGGAACGGUCUCUUCCCAUGCCAGGUUGAAUUCUGGAUCAUGUCCUUGUUCUUACCAUUUGGCAUGGCUCUUUUCCAGGCCUGCAAUGCCAAAGUCUUGACAGCGUAUGAAAGUCAACGGCGGUUGACUCGCAACUUUCUCGAGGGUUCGCGCAAGAAGCACCUCUCAUAUACACCUCGUGGACUCUAUCAGGCGUGGAUGGGGCUUGAUGUAACCCGACAAGUCUACAUUGCUACCCUGGUCGGACUCAUUGUCUCGGUUGUACCAUCUUUCAUCUUAUUUAUCGGGUCCCGUCGAUUUCACAGCGGAUUCGGAUUCUUUGGCCCGGCGCUCGAGUCAGUGAACGUGUACCACGAAUGUCGCAGAGGCGGAGAAUGGACUCCAUCGAUAUUCAUCCAACUAUUCUGGACAGUAUUUGUUGGACCGUGGAUUUUGUGGAAGAUCAGAUCCAUCAAAGAUGUACAUUCCUGGGCGUUGCAGACGAGGAUAGCGAUCGUAGCAGGACUACCUGGUACACCGCUAUGGAUCGCGUUUACAUACUCUAACCUGCCAGUGAUUAAAGACAUCAACAUGCACUUCCCACCUGCCGGCUGGUUCUUGCCGUCUUUGGUCGUUUGCCAGCAGGUUCUAGUUCUUAUUCCACUACGUGACGCCUUGAAGUCGCCACCUCGUCAACGAGAGAUGUCAACGUCAGAAACUGCAUCUCUUACCUCGGCUCAGUCCAUCACAUCCACCAAGUCAUCUACCGUGGUAUAUGCUAAAGAACUAAAGUCCAAAGCAUCAAUGCAAGCUCUGGAAUUUAGCAUCGAGCACAGCAUCGAGCCCCUGAUUGCAUGGGCAGCAGCACGAGAAUUCACAGCUGAAAACACCAUCUUUCUCCGCGAAGUACGAAACUUUAAAAAGAAAUGGUCCACACUGAAAGUUGUUACGACUAGUCAGCGACGGCAGAUGUUCAAUGAAGCAUCGCUGAUCUACUUUACACUCGUCAACCCUUUCACAGCCGAAACCCCAAUCAAUAUUGAGUACAAGAUUUUCAAGACGCUUCAAAAUACCUUUGCAAGCGUCGAGUUUGAUCCAUAUAUGCCACGCGCCCAAUCCCCGGAUAUCAAGUUGCCAGUGGCUAGGGAUAACGUGGUUUGCCCAUGGGAGGAUACACUCAACCGGCCUGCGAGUAUUGAUUCGAACCAUACCUCAUCUUCCACCACGAGUACGAAGACGAUAGUUCCAAGCGAAUUCACUGACGAAGUAUUCGAUGCCGCCUUCGAAAGUAUCAAGUACCUCGUCUUCACAAACACUUGGCCACGGUAUUACGAGCAUGCAGGCAAGAUGCCUACCCCAUAA
This is a messenger RNA of Plenodomus lingam JN3, 2094 nucleotides long. RefSeq lists its product as uncharacterized. NCBI's taxonomy places the organism in Eukaryota, Fungi, Ascomycota, Dothideomycetes, Pleosporales, Leptosphaeriaceae. The record is from RefSeq and is a predicted model, not a curated record.